UGCAUAUUCACAUCCCUCACACCCAUUUCCAGAAUGGCCAAGUCCAUCAAAAUAGCAAGAGCUCUUCUAAACGUUCUCGUCGUGUCCGGCCUCAUCGCUGGAUUCUUGCCGGCACACGUCUUCGGUCAAGAUUGUGGCUGUGCCGCCGACCUGUGUUGCAGCCAGUAUGGGUAUUGCGGGACUGGAGAUGACUACUGUGGGACCGGUUGUCGAUCUGGGCCAUGUUACUCAUCGUCCACGCCCACCACCCCGAGCAGCGGGGUCUCAGUGGCGGAUGUGGUGACAGAUAGCUUCUUUAAUUCAAUAAUUGGCCAGGCCGCCGCAAGUUGCGCGGGGAAGAGCUUCUACACUAGGCAAGCUUUCCUCGAUACUGCCGGUGGUUACCCCGAAUUCGGCACAGUUGGGUCCGCCGAUGACUCUAAGCGCGAGAUUGCUGCUUUCUUCGCUCAUGUUACGCACGAGACUGGACAUUUUUGCUACAUUGAAGAGAUAGAUGGUCCCUCGAAAGAUUACUGCGACGAAACGAACACCCAAUAUCCAUGCAACCCCAACAAAGGCUACUAUGGUCGCGGUCCCCUCCAAAUAUCCUGGAACUACAACUACGGACCCGCGGGACAAAGCAUUGGGUUCGACGGCCUCAACUCUCCCGAAACCGUGGCCAACGACGUGGUUGUGUCUUUUAAGACCGCCUUCUGGUUUUGGAUGAACAACGUCCACUCCGUUAUUACUUCCGGUCAAGGCUUCGGUGCAACGAUUCGAGCCAUUAACGGAGGAGAGUGCGGCGGCGGAAACUCGGGCGCCGUCCAAGCUCGGGUCCAGUAUUACACUGAUUAUUGUAACCAAUUUGGCGUCUCUCCCGGAGAUAAUCUGACCUGUUAGAGAGCAUAGAAAACCAGUCUCUUUUAUGGCAUUAUAGCCAAUCUCGGUUAGCACCAUAACCAUACUCGAUUUCCAAUAAUGUACGCCUUUUAAUAAUGGAUCUGAGAAAUAAAAGGAAUAUCAGCAUCUUGUUGACUAA
Syzygium oleosum is the source of this 1018-nucleotide messenger RNA. RefSeq names its product endochitinase EP3-like. Gene Ontology annotation, molecular function: chitin binding; chitinase activity. NCBI's taxonomy places the organism in Eukaryota, Viridiplantae, Streptophyta, Magnoliopsida, Myrtales, Myrtaceae. The transcript is spliced from 2 exons. Gene Ontology annotation, biological process: cell wall macromolecule catabolic process; chitin catabolic process; carbohydrate metabolic process. The coding region runs from base 34 to 879 and encodes 281 amino acids. The record is from RefSeq and is a predicted model, not a curated record.